CCGUACGCCGCCUCACAGCCACUUCCGCCGAACGCACAGGGUCAGCAGUACCCUUACGACCCGUCGAUGCUUGACCGCCAGGCAAGUGCAAGUGGCCGAUACGAAUGCAUGUGGUGUGGAAAAGGGUUCACCCGGCCUUCUAGCUUGAGGAUUCAUAUGAACACUCACACAGGGGAGAGACCUUACGUUUGCCCUUUCGAGGGCUGUGGGCGCAGUUUCAGUGUCCAGAGCAACAUGCGCCGGCACGCGCGCGUGCAU
Phanerochaete carnosa HHB-10118-sp is the source of this 258-nucleotide messenger RNA. RefSeq lists its product as uncharacterized. Gene Ontology annotation, molecular function: DNA-binding transcription factor activity, RNA polymerase II-specific; RNA polymerase II cis-regulatory region sequence-specific DNA binding. Gene Ontology annotation, biological process: regulation of transcription by RNA polymerase II. The transcript has 3 exons. The record is from RefSeq and is a predicted model, not a curated record. The annotation marks the transcript as partial. Gene Ontology annotation, cellular component: PcG protein complex; transcription regulator complex. Lineage: Eukaryota; Fungi; Basidiomycota; Agaricomycetes; Polyporales; Phanerochaetaceae.